Molecule: messenger RNA, 963 nt
Organism: Acanthosepion pharaonis
Lineage: Eukaryota; Metazoa; Mollusca; Cephalopoda; Sepiida; Sepiidae
Source: the annotation of a GenBank genome assembly
AUGAUUUGCAAUGAAUAUUUCUUGAAGCGAUUCUUGUCGUCUGACGAUGACAUAGUAUCUCCCUUAGUCAAGUUUGUAGUGGCAUUGGUAACACUAGAUUUUGUGCUGGCAAAGGUCUGCCUUUUUUUCUUUUGUCGUUUUACUUCAUUUUUUCUUCGUCUUUCUUUUUCUUCUCUUUUUUUUCUUCGUCUUUCUUUUACUUAUCUUUUUUUUCUUCGUCUUUCUUUUUCUUCUCUUUUUGUUUUUUUCUUUGUCUUUCUUUUUCUUCUCUUUUUUUCUUCGUCUUUCUUUUUCUUCUCUUUUUGUUUUUUUCUUCGUCUUUCUUUUUCUUCUCUUUUUUCUUCGUCUUUCUUUUUCUUUUCUUUUUUUUCUUCGUCUUUCUUUUCUUCUCUUUUUUCUUCGUCUUUCUUUUUCUUCUCUUUUUUUCUUUCUUUCAUACAAAAAACAGAUAUAGAAAAGCCACUUUCAUUUUUACUUUUAUACCUCCUCCACCUAUCCCUCACCUUUCUUUCCUCCCUGCCUCCUCCUUUCUCUUUAUCCAACCAUCCCCAUCUCUCUAACCUUCAUUAUUUCUUUCCUUCGUUCAUUUCAUUCAUCGCAACCCGACCCCAACGACAUAGCAAGAUAAUCCGCACCCUGUCCCUACCGAUUACGGGACGAGCACAUCAACCACCCAUCGCUCAUCACCCAGUCGCCCGUAAUUCCCAUGAGAAUCGUCAUUAUUUCUUUACCUUUCUUUCUUUUUCAUUAUUCCUUAACAUUUCUUUCUCUCUUCUUUUCCAUUAUUCCUUUAUAUUUCUUUUUUCUUCCCCACUUUUUCUCUUUCUUUUUCAUUAUUCCUUAACUUUUCUUUCAUUCUCUCCUUUUUAUUUUACCGUUUUUCUUUUUCCCAACGAUCUUCCAUCUUUUUUUACUCCUUUCUUAUUUCUUUUAUUCGAUUCUCUUAUCCUUAAAAUUCCAUAA